Molecule: messenger RNA, 865 nt
Organism: Alternaria rosae
Lineage: Eukaryota; Fungi; Ascomycota; Dothideomycetes; Pleosporales; Pleosporaceae
Exons: 1
Coding region: 227-682 (151 amino acids)
Source: RefSeq, a predicted model, not a curated record
UUCUACAAAUUAGAACUGUAGUUGAUAGUACCUUAGAGGCCCCUCUGGCUACAUCGCAAUUGCGCGGGCAGCAGCGAGCCAGCCGGGCCAAGAUCCCGGCAGCAGCGACAUACAUUACACCCGCAAUUCAGCGCGACUUACGACGCGCAACUUCUUACAAACACCGUCCUUGGUUUCGCUCUCAAUCACGUCUCCGAUUCCUGCCAACGAAGCCCAAUCUACCACCAUGGUAGUCAGCCCCCUCUUGACGGAGCCGAUGUCCUAUGAGCCCAUCGAAACCCGCCUUGCCGCCAUGCGCGCUGCUCUAUCCGAAGGCUUCUCUCCAAACGAACUCGACAAGCGCCCCCGCGGUGUAGGCCGCCCACUAGACUGGGCAAUCGAAGAUGGCGCUCCCGCCGACUUUGCCCAUCUCAAGCAAAAUCUUCCUAUUGUCCAUCUGCUCCUCGAAGCCGGGGCUGAUCCCAGGCUUCCUUCUCGGGAUCCGCGUGGCCACUCGCCAAUUGAUUCCCUAGAGGCCUGGUUCAAGCAGUAUGAGAUCAGAGGGCAUAAAUUAGGCCCUGAGCAUUUGGAGCUGAAACCGUUCUUUGAGAAGGCUUUGGAAGCUAUGAAAAGAGUUGCGGAUGAGCUUAAUGGUGAGUUUGCUACGCUAUCGUGUUGUGUAUUUUUGUUGUUCUUUAGCUAAGCCAAAGCGCAAUUAGCAAAAGACGCCGCUGAAGCUGCUGAAGCCGCCAGGAAAGCUCAGAAGGAGAGGUCAUUGUUCGAGAGGCUGAAGUUUUGGUGACGCGAUCGAUGUAGCUACAAUAGGUGGCAACAUAUUUAUCGCGGAUACAUCUCUGUUCCGUAAUCCAACGUCUGGGGUUUUGAU